Molecule: messenger RNA, 925 nt
Organism: Drosophila pseudoobscura
Lineage: Eukaryota; Metazoa; Arthropoda; Insecta; Diptera; Drosophilidae
Product: nuclear transcription factor Y subunit beta
Exons: 2
Coding region: 106-765 (219 amino acids)
Source: RefSeq, a predicted model, not a curated record
UCGACGUUAGGCCCCACCGAAGGUCUCAUGCGACGGUAUAUAUAGCUUCACUUCCACCUGGUCCAACAUCAGACGCUUAGCAACCAACAGACAAACACCAGCAAGAUGAGAUCCCUCUGCCUGACGAUCGCCCUGUGCCUGGCCUGCCUGGCCGCCGCGGAUGUCUCCCAUUUGCCCAGCAGCUACUUGCCGCCACCAAAGCCGGAGCACGCCGUCUCGAUGAGCAUUGAGCAGCAGGAGCUGCGGGAGCUGCCCGAGCAGGUGGAGUACAUGCGGGAGAACGAGCAGGGAGUGAUGGAGGCCAUGCCCAGCAGCCUGCUGACACCACCCGCUCCAUUGGAGACGGAGCAAAUGGAUGCCAUGCUCUCCUCCCGCUAUCUGCCGCCAGCCCAGGCCCAGGUCCAGAUGGAGCAGCUCUCAGAGCCUUUGAUGAUGCAGCAGCCCCAGAUGGAGAUGAUGGCUCCCGUGCAACAGCCAGAGCAGCCACAGGUUGCCAGCCGCUACCUACCCCCUGCACCAGCAUCGGAACAGCCCCAGCAGCUCACCUACCAGCAGUACCAGGAGCAGAUGCAGAUGCAGGAACAGCAACAGCAGCAGCAGGAGCAGCAGCCCCAGAUGCAGGACGAGCAGAUGCCCUACUACAUGGAUGUGCAGCAGCCAAUGGCACCCACGGACGCCGAGGCAGAGCCAGAGCCAGCCCACGAGCUCCGCCCCGAUGGCUAUCACUACAAACAGGCCGAGGAGCAGCUGCGUCUGAGGCAUUAGGUCAUGGCAUGCCACGAGCAGCCUACAGCCUACAGCCAACAGCCAACAGUCCGUGACUCAAUCACGGGAUGACGGCAUCGAGCGGCUUGCGUCAUCCGCUUGUUGUUACAUUUUUAGCAUAGUUCUUAUAUAUUUGAUUAAAUUUCGACUUGGAAGAGAA